This is a messenger RNA of Boeremia exigua, 1460 nucleotides long. RefSeq lists its product as uncharacterized. Bases 167 to 1273 code for a protein of 368 amino acids. The record is from RefSeq and is a predicted model, not a curated record. The transcript has 2 exons. Gene Ontology annotation, cellular component: membrane. NCBI's taxonomy places the organism in Eukaryota, Fungi, Ascomycota, Dothideomycetes, Pleosporales, Didymellaceae.
ACGCGUCGAACAGGGAAGGCGCAAGGUGUGAGCACUAGCGCGGCUUGGCUGUAAACAAAAGUGGGCCACAAACUCAUGAGGUCAUCUCGUUUUCGUUUACGCACUCAUCCUUCGUUGCUCGCUCUCAGUCUCUGCCACGAUUGUCCCCAACACGAGUUCGCACAAGAUGCUGGUCCCUCGCGCGUCCCUUGAUCUGGCGCUUCCUCUCGUCAAGGCGCUCCCAGAAUGCGCAGAUUUCAGCACAACCGUGCUGCCAUACCUGCCACAGCUCUACGACCUACCGUAUAGGAUCAUCGAGAGCAUCAAUGAUCGGCAGGCAUUGCUGAACAUCUACGUCUCAACAAACCCGCUGAUGCUGGGCUUGGCAUUCGCGCUGUUCAUGACGCCCGUUGUCCUUCUGGUUUCUGAGAUCAACCGCAACUAUUCACAGGUUGAUCGCCUAUGGAGCAUCCUUCCUGUCAUCUACAACGUACAUUACGAUGUCUGGGCACAUUUGAACGGCCUGCCAGCUGCAAAGAUCGAUCACAUCAUGGCCGUGUCAGUCAUCUGGGGGGCACGUCUGACGUUCAACUACUGGCGAAAGGGCGGGUACCAAGUAGGAAGCGAGGACUACAGGUGGUGCAUUGUAAAAGAUUACGUCGGCCCCGUCCCCAUGUUCAUCUUCAACAUUGUCUUCAUUUCGCUAGCUCAGAAUAUUCUCCUCUGGAUCAUCACAGCGCCAACCUACGUCCUCCUCCUCACGUCGCGCAUCACCGGGAACACACUGUCUGCCUAUGACAACGUCUUCAGCAAGGCUAUGUUUUUCGUUGUUGUCAUCGAGUUCUUCGCCGAUCAACAGCAAUGGGUAUUCCACAAGGCCAAGAGCGCUUACAACAAGACUGCCAAAGUCCCGGGUGAUUACAAAUAUUCUCGCGAGCAGCUUGACCGCGGCUUCAAUACCAGUGGAUUGUGGGCGUGGUCGCGCCAUCCCAACUUUGCUGCUGAACAAGCCUUCUGGGUAGCACUGUACCAGUGGUGCUGCAUGGAGAGUUACACUUUCACAAAUUGGACAUUUGCCGGUGCAUUCUCCUAUUUGAUCCUGUUCCAGUCAAGCACAUGGUUGACCGAGAUGCUCAGCGCAGGCAAAUACCCCGAAUAUAAGGUCUACCAGGAGCGCGUUGGCAAGUUUCUCCCGAAGCUGUCUACGCAAAGUAUGGAGGCACCAAAGACCGAGAAGGAGGCAGCAAAAGUGAAGGAUGCCAAGAGUAAAGCGGCUAAGGGAAAGAAGAUUUAGACGAAUAGCCCAUUUGCACAGAGCAGUGCUGGCUUUUCGCAGCAUUGUGAUGCGUGUCUGUGCCAUGCAGUGACAUUAACUAUCAACAUGCACUGAACAUGUGUGCUCGCUUCUGCGUACUCUCGUGCCGCGAGGGAUGAAGGAAUGGAAGCGCGGUGGGUGCUAUACUCGAGUAGGAAAAUGAGCA